Messenger RNA from Geodia barretti, 1419 nucleotides. The record is from the annotation of a GenBank genome assembly. NCBI's taxonomy places the organism in Eukaryota, Metazoa, Porifera, Demospongiae, Tetractinellida, Geodiidae.
GCAUAAUCACAGUACAUCGUCUCCCUCCCUUUUCUCCCCCUAACCUUCUCCCUGCACACAGCAGCAGCCGAGGAGCAGACAUGCCUGGUGUGUGGAGUUGUGCGCAUGCGCCCGGUUAGUUGUGCGCAUGUGUACGUGUGUGUGAGACUAGAAGAAAAAGUGGACGAGAUGUCAGAGAGAGGACCGGUCAUUUAUGGCGUGGAGCAUCAAGGUCGAGGGUUCACGGCUCGAGCUCUGGCGGCGAGGAGCGGCGAGACGGAGAAGAUCCAGUUCCUGUGUGGGACCCAGGGACUCCGUCACGAGAAUCAGGUGCAGUGCGGGAGGGAGACGGUUGGCAUGAGCCGUGGUUAGGAAAGUCCUGCUCGCAGGUUCAUAUGCUGGACUACGAUGACGACACUGGAGUAUUGGAUAGGACUUCUUUCCCCCACCCUGCAGGAGAGGUGUGGGACAUAGCUAGUUGUCCAGGCGACAGUUGCUUGGUGAGCACCGUGUUCUCGAAGGUUGGUGGUGAGGACUGCCAGGGAGGUGUGGGAGUGUGGAGAAUGGAGGGGGAGGGAGAGGGAGAGGGGGAAGGAGGCACACUACAAGAGGUGUGCCUUCUCACCCAUGACGGAGUCCCAAAAUGCUCAGUUUGGUCUCCAACCUCAUCUCGUCGCCAACUGGCCACUGUGGAUGACAAGACAGCAACACUCUGGACAUUGGAGCAGGCCUCUGCUUCAGUGCAGAGUACAGUUCAGCUGGACGGAAAAGGUCGUAGUCAUGGUUACUGCAGUUCCUGUUGGAAUCCUCAUCAUAACCACAGUCAGUUGCUGGUGUCAUGUGACUCUGCCCUUCACUGCUGGGACCUUCGCUCACAACAGAUGGCGUUCUCAUUGGAUGCUCCCCAUGGCCUAUAUGACUGUAGAACCAAGUUUUGGGACGCCCGGAAACUGACCACACCCCUUCUCUGUCGACAAGACCACUCCCACUGGAUCUGGUCAGUCCAGUAUAACCUGUUCCACGACCAGUUGGUCCUGACGGCCAGCUCUGACAGCCAGGUUGUCCUCAGUCGCCUGCCGUCCAUUGCCUCUGAACCUCUCAGACACAUUGAACCAGAUGAGGGAGAGGAGGACGAGGAGAGACCCCCGAGCCCCAUGACAGACGAUGUAAUCAGAACAUUUGAGGAACAUGAGGACUCCGUGUAUGAGGCAGUGUGGAGCAGUGCUGAUGCCUGGGUCUUUGCCUCUCUCAGUUACGAUGGCCGACUCGUCAUCAAUCACGUACCCACACAGGAGAAAUUUGCCAUCCUGACAUCAUAGUCACAGCCACUAAACUAGAACUAUUAUAUAAAAUAUUUCGCACUUAAGAGACUAGGUGGGCUCACUUCGUUUGCCAAUUAAUUAAAACACACCCAGUAGUGGAGAUAAUUAUAUCUUGUGC